CUGUUGGUGUGUGCUUGGUCACAGUCUAGUCAAAGUCUCCGCUAUGAAGGUUUUAUGCCUGGUGUUGCUAUGUUUCAUUACAUUGAUCCUGGCCGAGGAAAACAAACCUUUCAGAAUUGAAAUGGAAAGGAUGGAGACUGGAUUGGAAAAGCUCCUUAGACGCGGAGCUGAUCUGAAGUUGAUUGAAGGCAUUUACGACAUGCAGCGUAGAGCCGCCAAGCCGAGAAAACUGUUGAUGGAAAACGGCAAACCUAUACCAACCAAUGACACUCUGCCUCUCUUCAAAUACUUCGAUACCCAAUACUACGGUUUGGUCAACAUUGGCAAGCCUGGGAAGACAUUCAAAAUGGUGAUGGACACGGCUUGGGCGUAUACCUGGGUGCCGUCCGUAGAAUGCCCUCUCGUCAGCAUAGCUUGUGCCCGACAUGAAAGAUAUGACCACAGUAGGUCUUCGACUUAUAAACCUGAUGGCACCAGCUUCAACAUUUCCAACACUUAUGUUGGAUAUCUUUCCAAUGACUUGUUCUUGGUUGGCCAGAUGAAUACCACAGAUCAGAAGUUUGCAGAACUCAAACAUUUGCCAUGGAUAAACGCUCUGUACGAAGCGGACGGAACCCUAGGGCUUGGCUUAGAAAAACUGUCCCCUGGUGUCACUCCUUUGUUCUACAACUUCUACAGACAGAACAAAAUUGCUCCAAUAUUUUCUUUCUACAUUAACAGAGAUCCUACCACAAAACGAGGAGGAUCCAUCUUCUUCGGGGGAAUUGACUAUAAACAUAACAAAACGGCCUUUACCACAUUAGAUGUGACUUCCGAUUUCUACUGGGAGUUCCAAGUGGACAAAAUCGCUCUAGUGAUGAGCAAGAAGAGCCAGAAAGAGUACUGCAAGAAUGGUUGUAAAGCUCUUGCUGACACUAGUGCCAACACCAUCAUCGGUCCAGCUGACGAGAUAAAUGACAUCAACAGACUCAUUGGAGCCACCGAAAUAUUUUUUUCGAAUCGAUACAUGAUUCCAUGCAUCAAUGAGUUGAAGGGACCAAAGGUAAAAUUCACCAUUGCCAAUCAGGAGUUCAUGAUCCUAGCUCGAGACUAUAUUCAGAAGGUCUCCUAUUCAGGUAUUACCAUAUGCCUGUCUGCUUUCCAGCCAGGGGAGCACUCCACAGGUCCCGAUCAAUGGGUACUGGGAGGAGCGUUCCUCUACCAGUAUUAUACGGCUUACGAUGUCGUACGCCGUAAAAUUCUUAUAGCUGAGGCAGCAUAGGCUGCGUUCCCACGUCGUUUGAGUGCCUAUGAACAUUGUGGAAAUAGUUGAAGAAAACAUCACCGAGAGUUCUGAGGAGCGGUCUCUCAGCCCUGAAUUCCUCCAGAGAUAUACAGAAAACACCAAGUCACACCCAAGAUGACUCGACCCAACGUCAACGGAACAACAAUUUCCACAUCCAGUAGCAGCUCAUCCAUCGUCUCAACUGUCAUCACAAUCCCAAUGAUAUUCUCUCCAACCAGUCAGCCAGUGAAGUUUCCAAUAUAAGUGAAAGUGAAGUCAUUUCCCAGAAGUGUGGUGUUGAACUCAGUACCAGUGCAUCAUUUGUUUCUCUAGAUCCAAGUAGGCUUUAGAAUAAUGUUAAGCCUUAUUAAGACUGCCAAGCAGGAACCACAAAGACCCCAUCUAUUUUAAAUGCAAGCCCUUCAUUCUUCUUUCUAAAUUUCCAGGGUAAACAAAAUAACAAUUUUAGAAUAAUUUUUAUUUAGUAAUAAUAUUUUUGCUAUCGGUCUUACUGAGCAUUGGUUAAAAACAGAAGAGGUUGCUUUAGCUUUCCCGAUGGCUUUUGUUGUGGUAGUGCUUACUGCAAAACUGAUCAUAUUAAGGAGCCUCUUUAAUUUUCACUAAAAAUUCUUACAGAAAAUGUGUAAUUUGGAUCAGUUUUGUUCUGAAAUGAGUUCAGAAGCAGCAGUGGUUCUUAUCGAGGAUUUUAAAUUAAUAUUUGUUUCAGUCUACCACUCCCACCUUCGGGCACCAUUGAGGUUUUUCUUGAUAAUUUUGAUAGAUUGUCAACUUAUAUAUCUCACUGGUCUAAUUAUCUUUCAAUUAUCAAUAAGAUUGACUACAUCUAAAAAAAGAUUUGACUUGCCUCAGAACAACUACCUCUCUAAACAAUUUCUUAAUAUACUCCGCCAGCACAAUUUUCACUUCCUAAAUCACUUCCCCACUCAAGGCAAUAAUUGCCUGGACAACAUAUUAACAAACUGUAAUAAAAAUGCAAAUAUAAGCUGUAAAGUUUUUGUUAGUGCUUACGGUUUAAGAGAUAAUUUUACAGUUAUGGUUGGGCUUUUGAUUGACUUUCAUAAUAUUACUAAUGCAGAAUGUCUUAAUCAUUUGUGUUAAAAUUGGACAUUGACCAAAUAAUUAAUGCUGUGUUAUAAUAUUGUACGUUUUGUUUUCAUAUUAAAAAAAUAGGCUUUUUUUAGUUAAUUUAAACAAAUCUAUGAUGUGAUUAAAGAAUGUAACGGCUGUUUUUCUCAUAUUAUUAUGUCAGAGAACAAAAAUUUGGUACUGUACUUUUAAAGCGUACAGAUACAAGCAGAGGGCAUUAUUAUGCUUUAUCUGGUCAUACGACAUGAAACCAGAUUAAAUUUUGACCAGUUUACCUUUGAAAAUGGGAUAUUUUGAUUUAAAUACUACUUUGCUGUACUAUCAUGAAUAUUUAGUUUUUAGUUUUUAUAAACCCUGAAACUUCAUAUCGUAAGACAUUAUUGAAACGACUAACGAGUCCAGUUGAUGAGCUCAUAAAAGUCUUGACUUUGUAUAGUUUGUCCCUUCAUUCCUUUAUUUAUUUUAUGUAUCAUCAAAUCAAUUUAUAGACACAAAUAUAUAUUACAUUAAGUGCUUAUAGGAGUAACUGGUGUAUAAUUACAUAAAUAAUGCUUAUAAUAAAAUACAAUACCUACUCAAUAUACUUAGACAGUAAAAAAAACAUUUUUUGAUCAAACAUUGAAAAUUACAAUAACAACAAAAAUGUACAAUGACUAACCCAAGGUAGUGUCUACUAAAAAGUCUGGGAUGGAAUAAUAAACCUUAUCCUGUAGAAUUUCUUUGAUUUUCAACUUUCAAAACAUUUACUGCCAAUUAUUUAAAUUUAUUCGGCGAAUAGUUGUACAGUUUUAGGACUGUAUGAAAAGGACAUUUUUCAAAUUUUGUUGACCGCAAUUAUACUAUAAUAUUAUAUUUUACUAUGUAAAUGAAAGUAAUUUAUGUAACCACAAACCCAUCUAACUUUUUAUCUUGUAAAUAAUAGUCUUAUGAUCUUUUAAAUUUCCCAUUCUGGCUCUUAUUUUCUAGUUUUUAUGUUGUGAACAUUUAAUCCCCGCUGGUCACUACUUGCUGUCAAAUUGUUAAUGUUUUCAUUUGUCAUUAAACUUUUGUCUCAUCUGUAGUAGGUAAUAUGUUUAUAUUGGUAUUUAAUCUUUCAACUGACAGAACCACAAGCAUUGUGGUUUGCAUUUCUUGUUUUUAAAAUAAUGCAUAUUUGUUUAUUGUGUUGUAUACUUUAUGCAAUCCAAAUCCUGUAAAUAGCUCAACAACAAAAAACACACUUUACAACCCCAUUUUUAGCCUGGUGAAAAUAUUUAAUUUAGAUUUGUAUACAGAUUUGUUAUAUGAUCAUGAAUAUUUAGUUCUUUUUUACCUUGAAAACUCCAUAUCUUAAGAAAUUAUUGUAAUAAGGAAUACUUCUUAGGUGUUACUUUCAUGUAUUAAGCCUUUGUAAGUAUACAGUAUAUAAAUCUUUGCAUUGAA
Macrosteles quadrilineatus (aster leafhopper) is the source of this 3793-nucleotide messenger RNA. RefSeq names its product lysosomal aspartic protease-like. Lineage: Eukaryota; Metazoa; Arthropoda; Insecta; Hemiptera; Cicadellidae. Gene Ontology annotation, cellular component: lysosome. The coding region runs from base 44 to 1261 and encodes 405 amino acids. The record is from RefSeq and is a predicted model, not a curated record. The transcript has 10 exons. Gene Ontology annotation, biological process: cell death; proteolysis. Gene Ontology annotation, molecular function: aspartic-type endopeptidase activity.